GAAAUAACUUUACAAUCGCUGUGGAGUGUUUUGUAGUAGCGAAGCGGCACUCCUCGAACCCAGUGGGCAUUCGACUGUGCAGGCGGCAAGCCUCGAGACAUUUGGAAAAUUCAAUUGCGCCGGACAAGAUAUUUUGAUGCUAAAUUAAAAAAAAAUUGCGUAAAGUGUGAAAAAACAAAAACAAAAAGAGAAGAGAAAAAAAUUGGAACGGUAUUUCCCCACAGAAACGUAACUCGUGAGAAUUUUUGCGCUAUGAAGAUGAAAUGUUUUAUUGUGUUGUUAGUGGUGAUGGUGGUGUUGAUUCAAAUCAGCGUUAACGCUGCACGCAUAAAUUCCAAGCCACAUGCGAAAAAUUACAAAAAAUACUCCUCAAAUCAUCAUCAGCAAUUGCAACAGCUCAAGAAAUCAAUCAGCACAGUUGCCGCGCCACACGCUGCCAAACGUAAUCACCAUCAAUCGACGUUGCCGCGCCGCACACAGCAGCGUUUGCAGCGAACGGAAGUGCCCCCCUUAGAGAUGCCGGUCGAGCCACAACUGGAAAUUGACACACUACAAUGUCCGGUGUAUUGUGUCUGUCAGUAUGCGCACUUUAUCGAGCUGCCCAUAUCACGUUGGAUACAACACAUGCAAGCACGUCGACCGCGCAGUGAUGGUGAUGCAGCUGAUGGUGAAGACGCUGAUGUUUGGCAUUUCAAUCACGACGAUCGUUACGAGCAGGCACAUAAAAGUGACAAAGACUUGUACGAAAGCUACGGUGAUGAUGACGCAUACUUAACGAAUCCCUUCAUGAAACAGGCCACAUGUAUUCUGCAGGAGGAUACCAAUAUCGAAGAGUUAACACAAGCAUUGCCGCAUGAUUUGCAUGCGCUGGUCUUGCUUUACACAAGCAGCGGGAAAAAUAAAAGUGUGAGUCUAAGCACACUCAAGCCACUAAAUCAACUGACCACUUUGGAAGUACGCGGCGGCCUCAAUCGUUCAUUGCGCAUCAUCUUCGAUGAACCGCUUAGUUUUCUGCAACAUGCCAACUUCGAAUCGGUCACACUCUUGGGCAGCGAGAAUUAUAAACGGCCCAAAAAUCCUGUACAUCCCAAGGACAGUUUCGAUUACAAGCCACGCGGUGAAACGUACGACGAAUUGGAUGCGGACGGCAAUAGGAUUGCUUUUGCCCCACUCGAGGAUGACGUUGACGACAACAUUGUGCCCUAUGACAUAUACAAACAGGAAUUGAUAAAGGCACGCAUGCCCACAUUCUAUGGCUGGGAGCAUUUGGAAGUGCUGCGCAUACAUGGCUGCCAGCUGAACGAAUUGCAAUGGGAAAUGUUUGAUGGCUUGACGGCUUUGGAACACUUAUCGCUCGAGCGCAAUGGCAUUGCUGAGGUGCCACCAUUUUCUUUCUACGGCGCCAUGCACAUACAAACCUUAUCGCUGGCACACAAUUACAUACGCGACUUGCACUACCGCGCCUUGGCUGGCCUUUUGCAGCUGGAAGUGCUCGAUUUGAGCAGCAAUCGUUUGGAGAAAUUGAGCGAGCGCAGUUUUCCACCAUUUCCGAAGCUGGUGCGCCUGGAUUUUCGCAAUAAUCCUAUACGCUAUAUACUGCCAGCCAGUUUCUGGGUGAUGAAUUCCACACGUUACAUGGACUUUGAGUCUACGACGGUGCCGCUGCACUUGCGUAACAAUCAACCGUUCGAAUCGUUGUUGCAGCUGGAGACGCUGCAUAUCGGCAAUGUGUCAAUUGGCAAUUUAGAGCAGAAUAUGUUCAAGGGUUUAACAGCGCUUGAGCAGCUUAGGUUGCGUGGCAGCAUACGUACCAUCGAAUUUGACGCUUUCGCCGGUCUCAUCAAGCUGCGUGAACUUGAGCUGAGCCAUUGUGGCAUACAAGAGAUAUCAAUGGAUGCCCUAAUGGAUUGCAGAAGUCUGGAAGUGCUCGACUUGUCCUACAAUAAUAUCUCUUAUUUCCCACCUGGUCUGCUGGACGACCUACUAAACUUGGAGGAAAUCUAUUUGCAAGGCAAUCAACUGCGCACGCUACCCAUCACAUUUUUCUUGCGCCCAAAAUUGCGUUUGGCGCGUCUUAGCGAAAACCCCUGGCACUGCAGCUGUGACAUGUACAAUUGGCGUCCGAAAAUUACCAAUCAAGAACGUGGACCUCGCACGAAGCGUUGCAUCACCGACUACCAAACAGGUAAACAAAUAUCCUGUCGCCGCGUGGACAGCUACGUCUAUGACAAUCGUUAUGCGCCACGUUGCAGUAACCACAACGAACGUAGCGUAUUCUAUGUACUGCGCAAGCAAUUGAAAUGUGGACCGGGACGCGUUGUGCGAACAAAUGCGCAACAACAUUCCCGCACGCACAACAGCGUGCUACCGAAGCAAAUUAUUAGGCAGCAGGUGCCGCACUGGCGCAAAAUUGAGCAAAGUCAAUUGAAAUUAAUGCAAAACAAAAACCAACUGCAGUUAAAUGUGUCCGGUAAUGUAAACUUGUACAGUGACGCAAAUGCCAAAGGGGCAGUCAUGCAAUUACAAGAAAGUAGGCCAAAGCACACUAACGCAAUGGCACAGCGCAAUACGUUGAUGCAUGCGCUGAAACGCGAUCCACCUAAGCUAGCGGAGCAUGGCGGAGAAGACGUCGACAAUAAUAUUUCCAAUGAAAUAUGAAGUAGAAUAGCACACAGAAUAUGUUAGGCGGCUGUGUGGAAUCAAACGAGUUACCGAAAACUUUAACUACCAGCAGAGAGGAUGGCGGAUGGCAAUAAAGUUAUUCAGACCAAAAACUUUAACUACCAGCAGAGAGAAUGGCGGAUGGCAAUGACAUUAUUCAGUUUGUUACAUGAGUUUUUAAGAAAACGAAUUUUACUAUACGAUUCGCGCAAGUGUUAUACAAUUCUUCAGUUGCAGAACUAUUAAGACUAUAUCGGAUGGCUAUAUUUUAUAAAUACAUAUAUUUUAUUUACGUUUAUCGUUAAUUUGGUCAUUUAGCAGGUAAAAAAUAUCAUCAAAAAUGUAUUACUCCUUAAUUAGUAAGUAAUAAGGCACAUUGAACAAGGAGAAGCAGUAGAGCAAAAACAACUUAAGCAAUGUAUUUUGUUUUUUGUUUUUGGUGACUUAACACUUUGCAUCAUUCGACGGAAUAAUCAG
Molecule: messenger RNA, 3138 nt
Organism: Anastrepha ludens (Mexican fruit fly)
Lineage: Eukaryota; Metazoa; Arthropoda; Insecta; Diptera; Tephritidae
Product: insulin-like growth factor-binding protein complex acid labile subunit
Exons: 4
Coding region: 253-2658 (801 amino acids)
Cellular component (GO): plasma membrane
Molecular function (GO): protein binding
Source: RefSeq, a predicted model, not a curated record